CAUCAGUUCGCUUGGACAGCAAAACCCUUGAGCGGAAUGAUCGACGUGUCAGUGCGAAUACAUCUGUUACCUACCUCGUAAAAUGCUGCGCAGAUGUGCAGUGUGCCUGUUAUACGGACGCAAGCCUCGAGUCAUGGCCAUGCUGGUCCUGGUGGCUGUGGUUGUCCUUGUUAUAUUCAUCGUCCAACUACAGGAGAUAGGACGACGUCCUGACAGGGAAUGCUGUCUGUGCCCUGAGGCGGCACGAAUCGUCUUUCACCCGGAUACGAAGGACAGAAGUCUACGACAGCCGCAAGCCACAGUAGUGGGUCGGGAAUUUGCGAAGACUAUGUCACGGGAUCCCGGGCCUCAUAUUUUCAUGGUCAUUGCUCCAGGUACAUGGGUUACUGACUACCAUGUCUGCAGUGUGGAGUCAGCCGCUCUGCACCAUCCAGGCCAUAAUGUCCAUCUCCUGCUCCUGGGUGAGCGCUCCAAGGAUACCUUGUACAUGGACGCCACCCGCCUGACGCAUCUAAGCCACAUCAUAAACGUUCGGCUAUGGCAUAUCAAAACGGCGGACAUCUUUAUCGGAUCGCCCUUGCAACACUUGUACUACAAGGAAUUCUUGAGAAAUCCAUACUCGGGCGAUGGUACCCACGUAAUGGAUGCAGUCAAGGUCCUGCUAUUGUGGAUGUUUGGUGGAAUUAUUUUGGACCCAGACUUCGUUGUACUGAAGACGAUAGACGACGAUAAGUUCACUAAUGCAAUCGUGGAAGAUGGUAAAGAUUUUCCAACGAUUCACUUUCUUAGAUUUCAGAAGAACAGCAGCUUCUUAAGCACCUGGAUGAAAGAAUUUCAGGACAACUACAACGCUUACGACGCGCACGACGCUGGCAUCGUGGUACUGAUGCGUAGUAUACGUUCAGUGUGCAAUAUUAGUGCGUUGAAUGAAGUCGAUGUGAGCGGCUGCCAACUGACGGUGCUGAAAUCGAGGUAUUUUUUUCCAGUUCAUCAAAAAGAAGCCAAUGAUAUAUUCAAACGUGGUCGUGAUAUGACGUUGAUUGUGAAGAACAGCUUUGCGGUUUGGUUGUGGAGCGACAAAGUUCAUGUCCGUAUAAGUGAUUUGGACUUCUCUUUCUACAGAAAAUUAAUGAGAGAUCAUUGUCCGACCAUCAAUCUUAAUGGCGGUAGAUACGUGUACAGGAGAGGGUUACACGGUGAAAUGUAGUACUGGGACCACCUUUAGAGGCUUGCCCUGCUCAGUAAUCAUACAAACGCCGACACUCUCAUGAAAAGACCACAUGAUCCUGUCAUACCAAAUGUAUCGCACACAAGGCACACGUUUCCAAUUACUUUUCGUGUGACACUUUUUAUGUUACUGGCGCUGGUAAUUCCACGCUUCGAUUGUAUGCAAAAAUCCAUGACUAGUUGUGUGACCCCAGAGUAAAUCUACGUCGUCUUUCUCGUUUUAUGUGAUGGAGCUAACUGCAUAAAACCUACGCUCGCUGUGAACGAUAUGCCUCUUUCCUUACGAAAAUUACGAAAAUUUCCUUACUAAAAUUAACAUUGACUCUGUAUUGACUCUUUAUUUUGGGUCUAUGUACUACAUUGAUAUCCUAUUGCAUUUUACAGUUUAUUGACUUCUGUAAAUAGAAUCUCUAUGUCCUUCA
Messenger RNA from Ornithodoros turicata, 1649 nucleotides. RefSeq names its product lactosylceramide 4-alpha-galactosyltransferase-like. Gene Ontology annotation, molecular function: hexosyltransferase activity. Bases 83 to 1207 code for a protein of 374 amino acids. Lineage: Eukaryota; Metazoa; Arthropoda; Arachnida; Ixodida; Argasidae. The record is from RefSeq and is a predicted model, not a curated record. Gene Ontology annotation, biological process: glycosphingolipid biosynthetic process. The transcript has 4 exons.